AUGGGAAUUGAUAUUUUAGGUUUCGCAUAUGCUGCUACUGUAGCCGCUGGUGGAAUUAUGGGCUAUGCUAAAGCAGGGUCCAUACCAUCAUUAGGAGCAGGAAUUAUUUUUGGAUCAAUUUUGGGUGUGGGUGCAUACCAACUAAGUCAGGAUCCUUCAAAUUAUACAUUAAUGUUAGGAACAACUACUUCUCUCGGUGGUCUUAUGGGAUACAGAUACUACAAUAGUCGAAAGUUCAUGCCGGCUGGUCUAAUGUUUGUAUUGUCCGUGGGAAUGCUUGCGAAACUCCUGGCUAAAAAUGUCACAGCAAGCCCUAUGUCAGUGAAGUCUAAU
This is a messenger RNA of Brenthis ino (lesser marbled fritillary), 333 nucleotides long. NCBI's taxonomy places the organism in Eukaryota, Metazoa, Arthropoda, Insecta, Lepidoptera, Nymphalidae. The record is from the annotation of a GenBank genome assembly.